AUGAGCACGGCACACAGCGUGGACCCAGACACAAAACACAUGAGCGGCCCGGAAACGGGUAGCAGCGUCAACAGCAACAACCGGUUGCUCAGGAAGUACGUGACCAACACGUCGUCGCUUUCGGAUGACGGGAUGAGCAGCGACGGGUCGUCGAACACGUCGAUCUCGAUCAGCAACGACGACUUGGCGGACCUGGACUUCAGCCUGGACUUGAACCUCGAGCUCGACACGAAGGAGUCUGCGUUGGAGGCCUUGCUCGACCUCAAGCGGGUGGCAAGCGACACGUUCACCAACCGCUCGGAGCUCUUUGUCCCAUACCGCGGACGGGGCCUCUUUGGCGGCACGAUGGCGGCGCAGUCUGUCUUGGCUGCACUCCUCUACUCCAACACGUACGAGAAGUCCUGGAAACCCAUGUCCAUCCACUGCCACUUCCUCCACUCCGCCAAGCCCCACCCGGCCUUGUACUACAAGGUGUCCAGCUUGAAGGACGGCAAGAACUACUGCACGCGCGAGGUGAACCUCUUCCAGAACGACCAGCUCAUCUUCAGAGCCACGGUCUCCCUCCAAGCGUACCAGUUGGAGGGCUCCGCGGCAAACUUGCGGGGCCAGCUUUCCCACAAUAGGGCCCCGCCCCUUAUCGGGAAGGACAUUGACCACCCGGACGACAUGCUCACCCAGGAGGAGUUGUUCAAAAUCUGGUCCAAAAAGGCCAUGAACAAGAAGCACUUGGAGUAUUUGAAGGGCAAGAACUGCGAGGAGGAGGUCAUCCGAUGCUACAAUAGAGAGCCCUGCAUCUGGAAGCUCCCGCUGGACAUGUUUGACCAGGACUUGGUGUCCGACGAGGAGCGCCACGCACCCCCAAGCGACCGCACCUUGCGCUACUGGGUCAAGACGAAGGACUCGCUCAAGAACCCUUCGAUCUUCAACUGGGUCGCCAUCGCGUACAUCUCGGACUACUUCUACCUCAGUGCAAACAUGCGUCUGAACCUAAAGGAGAUGUUCACAACAAAAUUCUCUGUCUCCUUGGACCACACCAUCUAUUUCAAUACCGAGAUCGACACAAACUCUUACUUCAGUUACAACGUUAAGAACAUCAAAGCCGGUGAAAAUAGAUCCAUCAUGUUCGGAGAGAUGUUCAGCGCAGAAGGCACUUUGGCUGCGACUACAGUCCAGGAAGGUUUGUCAGUCGUUUUCACAGACGACUGA
Messenger RNA from Pichia membranifaciens NRRL Y-2026, 1206 nucleotides. RefSeq lists its product as hypothetical. Bases 1 to 1206 code for a protein of 401 amino acids. Gene Ontology annotation, biological process: fatty acid catabolic process; acyl-CoA metabolic process. The record is from RefSeq and is a predicted model, not a curated record. The transcript has a single exon. Gene Ontology annotation, molecular function: fatty acyl-CoA hydrolase activity. Gene Ontology annotation, cellular component: peroxisomal matrix. NCBI's taxonomy places the organism in Eukaryota, Fungi, Ascomycota, Pichiomycetes, Pichiales, Pichiaceae.